AGAACACGUAGAAAAUUAUAAAUAAAUAUUGAACACAUUGGUAAAAAUUUGGCAGACCAGAAGAUAAACUAAAAAGGGGAGCGACAUGAAGACCAUGUCGCGCUUUGGUCUGCGCCGUGGUUUUAAAUUUUCCGAGGAGCAGCAGCAGCUAAAUGGCAACAAUAAUAACAAUAACAACAACAGCACAAGCAGCAGCAGCCCAAUUGGACCAAUAUCAGCAGCAGCACCAGUAGCAGCAGCAGCAGCAACAACAACAUCAACAUCAACAACACCACAAAAGGCGCCGCUGCCGCGUAAAAAACGUAAUCACAGUCUACCAAUAGAGGCUCCGCCGCCAUUUCAGCCGAAGCUAUUGGAUGUGGAGCUGGAGCUGGACAAGCAACAGCAACAAGAGCAGCAGCAGCAAUUGCCGACAUCUUUAGUUUGUAAUGUGCCACUGUCGCGAUUGCCGCGCCUCAUUGAGAAAUUGCAGCUAUUGCAGCAGCAACGUGAGCAGCAGCAACUCGAAAAAAGUGAACAUCCAACAGCAACAGCAACAAGAACAACAACAACAACACCAGCAGCAUCAGCUGCAGCAGCAGCGGCUUUUAUUAAAGUCUUGUGUUUGUACUGUGAUAAAAAAUUUGUGUCGAGCAAGUUGCAGGCAAAGCAUGUUGAUAAAUUCCAUACGGAGCGCAAAGAGCGGCGAUGCAGCAAUCGAUCCACCGCCAGCAACAACAGCAGCAGCAGCAACAGUAAUGGUCAGAAUGGCUUAAGCAACUUUCCAGGUUGCCAGCACUGCAACAAUAAGUCCAAGCAGUCCGGGACGACAGCAACAGUCACAGGAACAAGCACAGGAGCAGCAACAACAGCUGCAGCAACGCCAACAAUUUGUUUGCCUGCCAAGCAGCUGGCGGAUUUAUUUGAGCAUUUAAUUGUAAGCCAUGCGGAUAAAUAUUUUGGCUGUCAGCAAUGUCAUUUGCGUUUCACUGAUGCUCUGCAACUCAGCAACCAUAUGCGACAGUUGCAUGAGCAGCAGCAGCAACAACAACAGCAGCAGCAAAUGCUGCAAGCCAAAAGCAACAACAGUCAAACCUCAAUAAUUGACAAUGAACAGCAGGAGCCUGUGCUGUUUCGCUUGGGACUUGCACAAAAUCGUUUGCCGGGACAGCGUCAACGCAAUCGUAGCGCUCGCUUGCGUUGCAAUAGUCAGCAACAGCAACAGCAACAACAACAACAGCAGCAGCAGCAGCAGCAGCAGCAGCAGCAGCAGGCGCAGCCCGAAACUGUUGCUACCACAAAGCAGCAGCAACGCAGCAGCAAUCGCACUGCUCAGCGUCAGCCAGCGGCAGUGGUAACACCUUCAACAGCAACAACAGCAGCAACAGCCACAGUUGCCGCCAGUAAUACAGCAGCAGUCACAACAAUACCAACAUCAGCGACUGCAGCUGCUGUUGCCACCACAAGCGGCAGCUGCUCCUCGCUAGACGAUACACACUUUCGAAUGCCCAGCCAGUGCAACAAUGUGUUUGAUGACAACUUCUACAAGGAUGUGGUCCUCAAUGUGCGCCACAAUCUGCAGCAUUUUCUCGAUGGUCGUCUGCGCAGCGGCCCAGCACCGCCGCAACCUUUGCGCAGCGACUCGCUGGCGACUGGCAACAGCUUCAAUCAGCUGCUGCUGGGCAGCGUUUAUCCCACGUUGCUGACCGCCGAACAGUUUGGUGGCGAUGGCUGUCAGAGCCUGGACACGCUGCCACUGCCGCUGGUCAAGGUGUCGUCGUCACGACGGCCGCAUAUCAAGCACAGCUGGAAGUGGAAAUGGGAUUAUGUUAAGAAGUUCACCGUUGUCAAUGAGGGCGGGCGUUUGGUUAAGAAACUGAAGCAACCUUUUAUGGGUUUGCGUGAUUUGUCGCGCUUGGAUAUGUGGACGCAGCUGAGCAUGCGACAGCGACAUGAUCUCGAGCAGCAGCAGCAUUCACAUGAGCAGCAAACGCAACAGCAGCAGCAACAGCAGCUGAACAUGUUGCUCGAUCGACGUUUGUUGCCCCACAUUAUAUUGGAGCAGAAUGAGCAGGCCAUAAUCAAAAGCGAGCACGAGGAGCAACACAUGCUGCUGUUCCAGCAGCAGCAGCAGCAGCAGCAACAGUCAUACUAUAGUCACCACCCACACCACCACCACCAGCAGUCAGCGGAUGUGGAAUUGCUGUCGCAAACAUUUGCCGAUGCCGGAUUUUUAACGCUGCUGAAUCUGCAACCGCGUCAGCAACCACAACAUGACCUGCCAGCAAGCAAAACAACAACAACCACAACCACAUUGGUGCUCAGUGGUGAAUGGGCGCGUCCACGGCUCUAUUUGUGCGUCUGCUGCGGUGCCAAAUUUGAGAAGCGCAAGGCGCUCGAGGAGCACAAAACCUUUCGCCAUUCGCAUAUCUAUGCCACGCACUAUGAGCUGGUGGGACGGGAGCUGCUUGCCUGCAAUCUACUGAGACAUUUGUUUAUACCGAAGCGUGCACUUGGUCGCUAUGCUGCGCACCACCAUCAGCACCACCAGCAGCAGCAGCAACAGCAGCAGCAGCUGCAACUGUUGCACAAGCAGGAGCGCACACUUGUCGAAGAUGAAACCAGCUCUUCCAAUUCAUCCACAGAGUCUUCUGGCUUUGGCUUGGGCUUGGUGCGCGGCUCGCCAUGCUCAAGUUCUUCCCUUAAUACGGCUUCCACAGCAACCAGUUCAGCCACAGGCAGCAGCAGCACCAGCACCAGCACAAGCCGUAGCAGCAGCAGCAGCAGCAGCAGCAACAAUCAUUCGCUAGAGGACAACGACAGUCGCGAUAUGAAACAAACUCCGGCUGCGCUCGCUGCUGCAGUCACUUCCAAUGCCACUGCCUGCUCUCCCGCCAGCGUCUGUUUAAGCGCAAACUCCAGCUACAGCAGUAGCCCCAGCUGCAGCAGCGGCAGCAUCAACAGCAGCAGCAGCAGCAACACGCCUUCCAGCUGUACCAAAUGUGGACGCAAAUGCAGCGGCCUAAUGGAUCUCUAUAGGCACAUGCUGGACUGCUCAGGUGACUACGUUUGGUCGCUGGCCAAGAAGCGCAAAUAUCGUUACUAUUGCGGCUCCAAAAAGCGACGCACUGCAGCGACCAACAAGCCCGCCAAACACUUUGCGCAGCUUCUAAGCAAAAAUAAAAAAAAGAAGAAGCAACAGCAACAGCAGCAGCAGCAACUAACAGAAAAUGUUGCCGAGGAGAGCUGCAACUCCAACUCAAACUCAAAUUCCAAUUCGAAUGAGAAUUCCAAUUCCAACAAAACCAAAACACCGCCACGACAACGUCCCAGCGAUGCGGAAUCCAUACGUAAGAUGCUGGAGAAUUUGCCGGCGAAACGCGUCUGCAAGAAGAUCUUCCCCACGGACAACAAGAAGCGUGCCAAGAAGCAGGCGGGCAAGGCGGCCAAGAAGCAAUUGGUGCGCAAUGCCAAGAAGUUGUACAACCAUCAUCAUCAUCAUCAUCAUUCGCAUCACAUGCAUCACCUUCAUCAGCAUCAUCAGCAUGCUCUGCGCAAUACGCGCUCACGCCUGGUGCGUGGCAAGCCGACAGCAGCUGCAGUAACAGUAGCAGCAACACCAGCAGCAGCAGCAGCAUCCACAUCAACCAAAUCAAGCACAAGCACAACGGACGAGCCACAGCAACGCAGUCGCCGCAAGCAACAUCAGCAGCAGCCAACAAAAGUGGCUGCGCCUGCUGCUGCAGCUAUAAAAGCAACGCCAGCAACAACAACAACUUCCACUUUAAACACUGCCAGUCAAGCAGCAAAUGUUGCAAAUGUGUUAGCAACAAGCACAGCAACAGUUGCUGUCACCAAUGUUGUAGUUGCAGUAGCAACAAUUACAACAGCAUUGACAACGACAACAGCUACGACAACAACAACAACAGCAACCUCGCCCAUGCCGCUUGGCAAGCAGCAACUUAUGCCUACGCCGCCAACAACACCAGCGCCAACAGCAGCAGCAACAACACCACCAGCAGUCAAGAAACAACAACAACCACCACAGCAACACUCGCAUGUUGUUAAGCGUAGCAAACGCAUUAGCGACUGCAUUGCCAUGCUAACUGGCAAGUUGGAGGAGAAGCUCAAGACUGAACAACAGCCGGCAGCGGCAGCGGCAGCAGCAGCAGCAGUAGUUACAACACCAACAACAUCAAGAGUAAUCAAAGAGCAAUUGCUGCCAGCAGAGCAACCAUUAGUGCCAUCAGCAGCAACAGCAACUGCAGAGCAAACGCCAAAGACGCCAAAACGCAAAGCUUUGUGUCGACGCAUCAUAAAAACGGGCGCUGAGCCAACAGCAGUAGCAACAACAGCAACAACAACGACAACAGCAACUGUAGCAGCAACCACAAUAGUCGCAGCUACAACAGCAACUGCAACAGUGGCAACUACAACAGCAAACACAACAGCAACUGUAACUUUUGAGCCAACUCAACCUCAAGUUAAGCCAAUGUUGACAGCAACUGUUGCUGCAUACAAGCCUGUUGCUAGUGCCGGCUUAACAAUAUCAGCUCCAGCUGCAGCUGUGCCGGCAACACAUCGGCGUGCCACGCCCACAAAGGCAGCAACCAAGCAAAUGGCAGCGCCAGUUGCUCCUUCCAAAAGCCAGCUGAAAAAAUAUGUGCUAGAGCAACAGCAACUUCAACAGCAGCAACAGCAACAGUUGCCGCUGCCAGCGUUGCCAAUGCCUUUAAAUAUGCCUCUACCAGUGCCAAUGCCCAUGCCAAUGUCAAUGCCCGCUGCUCUUCCACUGCCGCCGAAGCCAACACCAGCACCACCAACGCCAAUAGCGGCAGCAGCAGCAGCAACUACAGGCUCAUUGAUGAUGUCCAAUAUGCCAUUAUAUUUGCCUUUGCCUGUGGUGGCAGCCGACUAUAUGCUGGAUCCACCGCAACCAUUAAAUCUCAGCCAUGUCAAGCCAGGCAUGCCAACAAUUGCUGAUGUGCAGCAGCUGCAACAGCAACACCAACACCAGCUGGAGCAAGAGCGCAUUGCUGCCUUGCCCGCGCGUCGUCAAACAAUCGGUAGCUUUGAGGCACGUAAUUUGUACGAGUUGGAUGAAAUGCAACCACUGGACUUGUCCAAGAAGACGCAGCAGCAGCAACAGCAUAUGCAGCAACCGCCUGCGCCACCGCCUCCACCACCACCACUACCACUGCCACUAUUGCCAGCACCUGUGGCGACGCUUGGUCUCAACAGCUGCCAGGAGUUGCCGCUGCCUCUGUUGCGCAACAGCAACAGCAGCAACAGUUGUAGCAGCAGCAGCAGCAGCAUCAAUGAAGCAGCAGCGCUGGCUCAUUAUUAUUCCAAUUUGGAGCUGCUGAAAAUACCGCAAGUGCGCAAUCCUACGAUGCCCAUAAACGUGGCGGUGCCAAUAGUGUCCGGUGCAGCUGCAACAGCUCAGCUGACGCUGUCAGCAGCAGCAACAACAGCAACAGCCACGCCAAAGUCAGCAAAGAAGCGCGCCAGUGAUGUGGCACAUAAGAAGGAUAAGCAGUGUACUCCACGCAUGGAUGCAGUCAUCAAUAAUCAUAUUGAUGAUGCCAUCAACUCGGUUAUCAUGGCGGUACAGGCAAGCCUGCCUAAAGAUGAUGACGAGCAACAGUUGCCGGUGCCAGUGCCAAUGCCAAUGCCAAUGCCAAUGCCAAUGCCAACGCCUGCAGCAGCAGUUUGCGCCAGCGCGGGAGUUUUAUUCUCCACAGCAGCAGCAGCAACUCCAACUGCAACCGUUGCUGCUGCUGUUGCUCCGUCUAUGAGAAACUUGACGCCAAAGAAGCGCAACAUGCGUUCCAAAACCAUCGAUUGCCGCUCAGCGCUGCUGCUGGCCGCUGAGCUGCCAGCAACAAUUGCGCCGCUGUCCUUGGCCACGCCGAUAGCGCCCACGUCCAUGCCUAAGCCAGAGCCAGCGCCCAUGCCAGAGCUGACGCAUAUGCCAGAGCCACAGCCGAUUCCUAUGCCAGAGCCACAGCCACAGCAAGAGCCAGACCCACAGCAGUGCAUUGAGACGCAAAUAAAUGGGGCAGCAGUCAUACCGCUGCCGCCUGCUCAUAUGGACACAACUCCAACAACAGCAAGCACAUCCGAGACAGCAGCAGGAGCAGCUAGAAAGCGCCGACGCAAAGCAAGAGCAGCAGCAGAAGCCACAGCAGCUGAAGAAGCAGCAGCAGCCAACAACAGUAUGUGCCAUAAGUCUGAAAAUUUACUGCCAAUGGCUGCUGCCACGCCCAUGCCGGUUCGCACUGGCACGCCUCUUGAGAGUCCAGAGAGUCCAGAUCCGGAGGAUGCAGCACCAGCGCCUGCUGUGCCCGUUUCUGUCAUUUCUGUGGCGCCUGCGCUGGCGGCGACCUUUAGGCGCAGCAUCACGCCCACUCGUCUGUGUGCUGCCCACAAUUGCUACCAUUUGAUGGAUGAGUACAGCAGCAACAUGCACAACAACAACAACACCUCGUCGGGCUUCCACAGUCUGCCGCAGUCAGACGUACGACUCAUGGUGGAGACUGAGCCCAAUGAAUGCGUCGUUGCUACCACAGACUCGCCAGAAUCGCCAGACGAACUGCAGCAGAAUCAUAUUCUGGAGGAACCAAAGAAAGUUUAUGUGGAACCACCACAGCAAGAAACGCCAGAGCCUGAGGAGCAAAUAGAGCAACGAACGCCAGAGCCUCCGGAGCAGCCACAACCAGAGGAGGAGCAACAACAGCCUGAGGAGGAGCAGCCGCAGCAGCAGCAGCAGGAGGAGCAACCAGAAGAACCCAAGCCAGAGGACAAGAAGAAGAAGCAGCGACGAAGACGCAAAAAUGAAUUGGCUGCCAUUGUGGCGGAUCAAUUGCUGGAGAGCUUUAAAAUCGAUAAUGCGCGUCGCGACAAUCUCAAGAAGUUGGAGAACUUGGCAUACGAGAAGAGCGAAGAUCUUCUGCUCACGGGCAUGUUGCUGAUGUCGAGCACCAAACGCAGUGCCACCUUGCACAGCCAGCAGCAGCAGCAGCAGCAACAGGCGCAGGCAGCAGCAGCAGCUGCGAGCGAGGCCAAGCGCAAGAAGUCCACGGAGGAGCCGGCAGCCAGCACUGGACGUGGCAGACCCAAGCGCCGGCAGAGCUGUUACUAUAAACGUGGACGUGGCAAGGCGCCAGCGCUAAGUGCGGAGACGAACAUCAGCAUGCUAAAGUCAUCGCUCGAGUCCUUCUCCAUUGGCAUUGAGAAGCAGCUGCAGGCAAAGGAAGCCGCAGCAGCUAAAGAAGCAGCCGCGAGCAAAGCGGCAAGCACACCCAAUCCCAUAUUGCGUCCUAGCAUCUUGUGCAAUGUGGCAAAGGAAAAGGAGAGAGAGCACAGGAGAGAACAGCAACAGCUACAGCAGCAGCAGCAGCAGCAGAAGCAGCAGCAGCAGGAGCAGAAGCAGAAGCAGCGAGAGCAGCAGCAGCUUCUAGAGGAGCAGAACCAGCGGGAGCGGGAGCAGAAACGGGAACAGAAGCAGCGAGUGCGGGAGCAGAAGCAGCAGGAGCUCGAGCACAAGCAGCGGCAGCGGGAGCGUGAGCUGCAGGAGCUGGAGCAGAAGCAGCAACAGCGGGAGCGGGAGUUGCAGGAGCUGGAGCUGCAGGAGCGCGAGUUGCAGGAGCGGGAACUGCGCGAGCUGGAGCGGCAGGAGAGGGAGCUGCAGGAGCUAGAGCUGCAGCAACUGGAGCGUCAGGAGCUGGAGCGGCGAGAGCGGGCGCGCCAGGCGUGGGAACAACAUGAGCUAGAGCAGCGACAGGAGCUGGAACGACAGGAGCGAGAGCUAGAGCAGCACAGCAUCCUGGUGGUCACACAACCCGAGGUAAUCAAAACCGUCUACAAUCGUGAUCCGCGGCUCAACAAGAACAUACACAAGCAGUCCGAGCAGAAGCACCAUCAACGACAACAACAACAGCAACAGCAACAACAACAACAACAGGAACAAUACCAACACCGUUACCAUCAUCAUCAUCAUCACCAACAGCAGCAGCAGCAGCAGCAUCACCACCACCACCAUCACCACCAACAUCAUCAACACCAGCACCACCAACAACAACAACAACACCAGCAACAACAUCAUCAGCAGCAGCAGCAGCACCAGCAGCAGCGGCAGCAACAUGAGCAACUGCGUCAAAGAUCACAUGCCGAGCUGGAGGAGGAGGACAACUAUUUGACAGAAAUUGCCAAGAAUGUAAAUGAGAAAAUCAUGUCGGCCGCCAAUGAGGAGGACUUCGAGUUUGCCAACGAUGAGUUCAAUCGCGAGAAGGCGGCACAGCAGGACGAAUAUUAUCGUCCGCCCACCUCGCUGAGCGUGCGAAGUGCGCCCAAUCUCAAUGAUUCGAACUUUGGCAGCGACGACGACGAUGCCAACACCAAUACGGAGCUGAUGGACAUGGAUCUGGAUGAUGAAAUGAGCGUCUAUACGAGCUACUCGCAGGAUCUUGGACGUGGUCGUCGUCGACGUCGCCGGCGACGCAGCGUGCUGCUGACGCGACGGCCCAAGAAGCGAAAUGCACGCAAGGCGGCGAUGCUGGCGGGUGAGCUGGACAAGUAUGCCUGCGAGCUGUGUGCCAAGAGUUUCUUCACCUCCACAUCGCUGGCCAAGCACAACAUGACCUUGGCGCACGUAUCCAAGCUGUCAGAGCUGGAGUAUCUGCAGUCCAAGAGCCAGGCGGCGCCUAGUCCGCCAAGUCCGCAUAGUCCGCGCAGCCUGCCCAGUUGCCCCCGCUCGCCCAGUCCAGAGCCGCCGGGAGCGGCAUUCGAUGCUCUACCCUUGCAUCAGCAGUAUCCUCUGCGCGCCUCCGUCCUCAUGCCGCCGGCGUAUAUAUCAGCGCCUUCGAUUUAUUCGCCACCACCUCGUCGUGUUGUCAUCACCGAGGAGAGUCUGCGGCUGCACGAUAACUAUGAGGAGGAGCAGCGUCAGCAGCAGGAGCCACCAUCUAGUCCCGCCCACAGCACGGCCCGUCUUAAUCUCAAUCCCGACGAGCGUCUCUUUUACGAAUGCUGCAACAUUCUGAAGAGCGCCGAGACUCCGCGCGUGGCCAGUGCCCCCCCGCCGCCCGCAGCUGCCACCAUGGCCACGCCCACGCCCACGCCAACAGUGAUUGUUAGCGCAGGUUGCCGCAAGUCCUUGGAGCCGUUGCAUCCAGACUUGGCCUCAGCAGCCUCAACAUCAGCAGCAGCAGGCUAUCCAGAAGCAGCAACAGUUGCUCAUCAGCCGGUCAUACAGCAAGUGUAUCGCAAUCCUCCGCGUUCGGCCACGCCCUCGCCCAUACCGACCCAUCAGCAAAGGAUGUCGCCAAACUACUCGGGCAUCUCGCAGUUCUCGGGCACAACGUCGCGCUUCAAGACCAAGGCUGCCAUGAAGGGCUACGAGUCGACCAUGCCCUUGCCCAGUCUGCAGUCUGUGGAUAUGGAAAUGGCCAAGUCAACGCGCGCGAUUUGCAAGCUAACCGAGCUGGCGGAUAUUGCGUUGGGCAGCGAGAAGCCGCCGGGCGUCGAUUACGUGUCUGUGCCCACGCCCACGCCCAGCAGCAGCAGCAACACCAACAACAAUGAGCCAUUGCCAUUACCAGUUGAAGUGCCCGCUGCUGCUGCUGCUGCUGCUGCGGUCGCCAUUGUGGAACAACCACGAUCAGCAGAUCAGCAGAGCUCCACGUCGUCCAAGACCAACAUGCAUGCAGCCUCAAUCAAGGCGGCCGCAGCAGCAGCAACAGUUGCUGCCAGCACUGGCCAAUUGCCGGCUGGGUCAUCGCAUCGCAUUAUUAUACCGGAGCGUCCCUUCAAGGAUAUAGGACUGGAGGAGAAGGCCAGCAUUACCUUUCAGAAGCCCACGACGAGCCUUAAUCUGUUAACCGAUGACAACAACAGCGUGUCCACGGCCAGCUACUCCGAUCGCGAUGACUACGACUUUGGCACUCUCAGCUGCGAGGAUGUGGAGCUGACCAAUGAGGCCCAACAGCAGGCGCAACUUGCGCAGCAGCAGCAGCAGCAGCAGCAACAUGUGGCAAAGCUAGCUGCGACUGCUGCGGCUGCUCCAGCGCUCUCAUCCACCGCCUCCAGCACCAGCAGCAGCGGCAGCAGCUCCGGCUCCGGCUCCUCAUCGCAGCAGAGCAGCAGCUGCAGCAGCAGCAGCGGCAGUCGUGCCACAGCCAAGACCUUUGAGAAUAAAUCCUUGAUCAUGGGUCGCAUCUUUAAGCAUGCCAAGGCGACAGCACAAACAACAGCGCUUGUCAAGACUGCGCCCAAGGACAAAGCGCAGCUGGAUCAACUCUUUGAUGAGCUGCGUGGCGUUGCCAAGCCCCAAGAAGCCGCAUCGUCCACUUCAACAGCAGCAGCAGCAGUAGCUGCUGCUGCGGGCAACAGCAAGCAGCAGCAGCAAGUGAUGGCAGCGCCCAAGUCCAAAGCAGCGGCCAAAAAGCCACCACCAGCUAAAAGAGCAACCAAGGCAAAGCCCAAAGCAGCAGCCGCAAAGCGUAGGAGGCAGCCAAAGCCGCCAGCGCCACGCAAAGAUAUUGCCAAGCUGCAGAGUGAACUGGGCAUGAGCACCGAGGACAUUGAGCAGCUCAUCGAUGAGGGCCAACGCAAGUCCAAGCGCCGCUGCACCACCAAUCGACCCAAGAAACUUGUCGAGACUUGGAGCUCCGAUGAGUAUGAGGAGUUCUUGUCCACCAAGGAUAUCAUAGCGCUCAUCGAGCAAAAAGAGCAGCAGGAGCAGCGACGCAAACGCAAAACCAGCGAAGCAGCUAGCACUCAAACAUCCGAGGCGCCAUCGUCAGUGGUCAGCAAAGCUGCUGCAAAGAUUGCUGUUGUUAAGGAGCCAGCGGCGGCGACACAGCCCAGGGCCAACAGCAAAAGUCGCAAGAAUCGCAGAGCAGUGCAGCAACAGCAGCCGGAGCUAGAGCCAGAGCCACAAGAGUUGCAGCCGCAGGAGCAACACGAGCAGUCACCACCACCGCAACAGCAACAGGCUAAGCAUUCGCGCCAACGUGUUGCCGAUGUCAGCGUUGUGGCCCAGAGCAGCACGUCCAAGACGUCACGUGGCAAGGCCAGCAGGAGCAAGGCAAAGAAAACAGCUGGACCACCAGCAGCAGCCAAAAGAAAGAGCGGCAAACAGCAGAGAAUACAAAUAGAGGUGCAAGCAGAGCUGCAUCCGAUUCCAUUUGCGGAGCUGGAGUCGCCAGAGUCGCCAGAUAUGGAGACAGUUGAGUUGGAGCCAAAGCGUGCGGCUAAUCAGCGCACGCGCAGCACUCGACCACAAAGGCAAAUUCGACCAACGCUAACAGCAGCAGCAACAAUUGCCACAGCAACCGGCGACAUAUCGCCACUGGCAGCAGCAACGAACACAUUGAAUGCUCCCGCAUAUCGUGAAGUCAACGAGAAGCCAAGUAGCAAGCAAAAGUCACGUAGUGCUGGUCUUGGCAGCGCCAGCAGCAGCAGCAAUAUUGCAGGCAGUAACAACAGCAGCAAUUGUCAUAGUCAUAGUAAACACCAGGCAGCAGCAACAGCUGCUGCUGCUGCUCCCAGAGGCAGCGGUAGCAGCAAUGCGACAGCUGCGAGCUACGACAACAGCAAUAGCAAUAAAAAUAUGAACAAUAACAACAACAAUAAUAAUAAUAAUAACAACAACAGCAGCAGCAAUAAGAAUUUAAAAUCGAAACGUAAAUCGCAAGGAAAUCGACAGUCGCCGGCGCGCAGGAAGCGUCCGGCCAGCGAGAAGCAGUUGUACUAUUGGAGCAGCUCUGAAAGUGAUGAUGAAUCCGCCUCCGGACGCGCCGACGGUGAGGGCGAUGGUUCACCAUCUGAAACUGCUGAAACUGAAACUAAUGCUGAUGCUGAUGCCGAUGCUGACGUUGACAACUCAAUUGAUGCCCAAUCACAAGAGCAAAAUGAACAGCAGCAGCCACAUCCACAGCCCUUGCCCGCGCCCAAGCACUUUGAUGACAGCGAGCAGUAUCAGAAGCAUGGCUGGAUUGUCGGUGACUCGCACAAGAAGCUCGUCAAGUUGCUAGCUAUUGCCAAGGGCAGCAAGAAGGUUGACAAUUGCGGCGUUAAGCAACGACGAACGCCCAAGCGCAAGUGCUAGGGGCCAACAGCAACUGUUGGCGAUGUUGCUAUUUGGAAGGCAGCGGCAGCGCGGGCAGCAGUCGCUGUCUUCAUUAUAAAUAUCAUCAGGACUAUCUCUCGUUUUCCAUGCAUGCCAUGCAGUCAGUCAGUCAAUCACUCAUCCACUCACAGGGACAUUUAUCAUCCAUUUUUGCCACUGAAAAGCGAACGCAUCUCAGACGACAAGGCUUAUAAUGCAUACGAGUUAUUAAAGGAGAAACAAAAAAUAUUUUUCUUUCUUUUAAACAUCUAAGCGUUACAUA
Drosophila busckii is the source of this 12374-nucleotide messenger RNA. RefSeq lists its product as uncharacterized. The record is from RefSeq and is a predicted model, not a curated record. Lineage: Eukaryota; Metazoa; Arthropoda; Insecta; Diptera; Drosophilidae. The transcript has 7 exons. Bases 86 to 12091 code for a protein of 4001 amino acids.